This is a messenger RNA of Eufriesea mexicana, 1125 nucleotides long. RefSeq names its product RNA terminal phosphate cyclase 1 (gene Rtc1). NCBI's taxonomy places the organism in Eukaryota, Metazoa, Arthropoda, Insecta, Hymenoptera, Apidae. Gene Ontology annotation, biological process: ribosome biogenesis; endonucleolytic cleavage of tricistronic rRNA transcript (SSU-rRNA, 5.8S rRNA, LSU-rRNA). The record is from RefSeq and is a predicted model, not a curated record. The coding region runs from base 1 to 1125 and encodes 374 amino acids. Gene Ontology annotation, molecular function: RNA endonuclease activity. Gene Ontology annotation, cellular component: nucleolus. The transcript is spliced from 7 exons.
AUGCCAUCUAAAAUAAAAAAUAACAUUCUAACAUACGAAGGUUGUAAUUAUUUACGAUAUCGCUUAUUAUUAUCAACAUUAUCAGGCAAGCCUGUACGAAUUACAAAUAUUAGAAUUAAAGAUGAUGAUCCUGGACUUAAAGAGUACGAAGUUAGUUUUAUUCGUUUACUGGAUAAAAUUACAAAUGGAUCGAGAAUAGAAUUAAAUGAAACAGGAACUAGUUUAUACUAUAGUCCCGGAUUAUUGAAUGGUGGUGAAUUAGAACACGAUUGUAACGUACAACGAGGUAUUGGUUAUUAUUUAGAAGGAAUUGUGAUAUUAGCUCCAUUUUGUAAAAAAGCUGUAGAUAUAAAACUUAAAGGAAUUACUAAUAACACAAUAGAUCCAUCUGUGGAUAGAAUCAAAGCAUCUGCUGUACCAAUACUAAAAAGAUUUUUGUCUGGUGAUAAUGAAAUUGUCUUUACUAUCAGCAAAAGAGGAUCUGCACCUUUAGGUGGUGGAGAAAUUAAGUUCAAAUGUCCUGUUAGUCGUAAUCUUCGAAGUAUCCAACUUCAAGACAGUGGAAUGGUAAAAAGAGUAAGAGGUACUGCAUGUAGUAUACGUGUAUCACCUGCUAUUGCUAAUCGAAUUGUGGAGUCAGCUAAAGGUAUAUUAUUAAAGUUCUUGACAGAUGUUUACAUUUAUACAGAUCAUUGUAAAGGUGCAUCCAGUGGAAAGUCACCAGGCUUUGGAGUAAGUUUAUCAGCUGAAACAACCACUGAAGUUGUUUUUGGUGGAGAAGCAUUUUCACCUCUAAUGACAACAGAUUCUUUACCUUGUGUACCAGAAGAUAUUGGUAAAGAAGCAGCUAUGAAAUUAAUUGAUGAAAUUUAUAGAAAUGGUUGUAUUGAUUCACCUUUCCAAGCUAUGACUGCAGUAUUUAUGGCAUUGGGUAAGAAAGACGUUUCUAAAGUUGUAACAGGUCCUUUAACACCAUCAAUGAUACAAUUUUUACGCGAUUUAAAAGACUUUUUUGGAAUCGUCUUUAAAAUUGAAUCACUGAAAGAAGAGGAUGAAAUAUUAGAGCAAGUUGCAUUGACUUGUAUAGGUGUAGGAUAUACUAAUAUAAGUAAACGAACGUUGUAA